AGAAACGGGAGAGCCUGGCGUUUGGUGGUGUGUGCUGAGAAGAAAAGUUGUGUGUCCAAUUUGCAGCAGCAGCAGGCCUCGUCUCGUCUCAAGUCUUGGCUCGCGGAAAAGACGGAAAAGCUUCCGCGGAAAAGUCCCAAAGGUGGUCGAUCCGGGUGCUGCGCGGUUCGGUGCGUACGGUGACGGUCAAGUUCCGGUGGGCUAGGAAUCUCCGACCCGUGGAAAGUUCCUCGAUUGUGGCCGAAGGAUUCGUCUCGCGAGGAUUUUCUUCACCAACACACGCACACACACGGGAGAAGUGCACACAAGAAGUGGCUAGGGUAGGGUGGGCUGUUGUGGACCUGGGCGUAAAAUUUGUUGAUAAAAUUUGACGUAAACAUUGCCCCUUGUGGUGGGGGAGGGAAGAUCUUUGUGAUCCUGGUUAGGAGUUUGUUUUGAUCAAAAAGUGACGAGUGUCAAGAAAGGAUCGCUCACCCUAAUCAGCAGCACCAACAACAACAACAAGGUUGAAUUUUGUGAACCAUCGGAUGGGCGGCUGGCUGCUGCCUCUAGAGUGGCCACCACACAGAGCAUAAGCCCCCUCUCGGCCAGCCAAAACCAAGGAAGAGUUUGGCCAACAUCGGAGAGUUUCGCAUGUGUCAAAAGAGGACGUCUCUCAUGCCUUCGUCGACGUCGUGGUCGUAAAAGUGUGUAUUAUUGGAGGAAUCUGUCUCUUUGCUGCUGUUAUAUUUUGACUUGGAUUUUCGUUUAGCGAGAGACUUUACGCAAAAACACAAAAAGCAAUGUGCGAGCUUGGCUGACGUCGUCCAACAAAAGUGAAAAUUGUGCGAACCUGGAACCCGCGGAGGAAGAUUUGUUGACCAACCACCCACUUCCUCCCGCCCCAACAGCAGAAGGAAUCGCACACACCUCCAAAAUCGUCAGAUGUCGAAUCAGCGGAGCAGCAGCAGCGAUAGUUUGUUCACGGAUUCCUCCUGCUAGAGACAGAUCCGCCAGACUCUUGUGAAUGUAUAAAUCAAUAGCACACCUGUACAAACCACAAUGCAAAGUUUGGAACCAGCAUCAUGUCAAGAAGCUGAUUACAUGUUGAAUGAUGCUUACUGUAAACUAAGAAAAUCUCCCUCGCGGCAGCAAACGUUGCUGAUCGAUCCACCGCCACAGUAUCCAAGUCUACCUAGUCCCAUACUGAACGACAGUACGCCGCUGUUCAACACGAGCAGCAGCAGCAGCGGAACCAGCCCGUUGCCCUCGUCGUCAUACGCCACGCUCAGUGGCAUCCAGUCGACAUCGCCGCCGGCCAACCUGCUAGCAGCCUCGUCAUCCUCCUCCUCCUCCGUCUCCUCGUCGGCCUACCUACUCAAAUCUUCCUCCACGAGCAGCCACUACCAUCACCACCACCACCAUCAUCAUCACGUCGACAAGCGGGGAGCCACUGAUUCCGGCUACGUCAGUAGCUCCCCGUCGAAAAAGUCCAAACUUUCUUCCCUAGUGGCCAGUGGUGGCGUUGGCGGCGGCGGCGGCGGUUCCUCGUCAGGGUCUUCAUCAAUCAACAGUUCUUCCGCGGCGAGCGCUAGUAACUAUGGCGGUAGUCAGCAGCAGCAGCAAUAUCAUCUCCAUGGCGGGGGUAGCAGCAGUCCGCAGUUGUCGUCCGCCGGCGGGACGUCCCAUGGGGUGGCGGCGACGGCCACCGCUGGCAAAUACAACAUACAUGACAAACUUAGGGAAUUGUAUCUUGAACUACUAGCUGAGGACAAUACUGAAACUAAUAGGCUUAACUUAAGAAAUACGUCGUUUCUGCUGGAUAAACUGGUGUUGCGGGAGAACCUCAACACGCUGAUCCUAAAUCUCUACCCCGGCAAUAAAGGAUAUUCGUUAGCAUUUAGGAGAGGGCCCGACCAGCAGCAGCAGAGCGAUGGCAGGGGAAAUAUCUCAAAAAGUGGUGCUUUGGCGUCGGAGCGGGCCGGCUCGCCGAGCCCCUCGCUGGCGACGGACAUCAACGCCGAGCAGCUGCAGGAGACGAUCCGGUGGCCGUACGAGGAGGAAGAGCUGCUCGAGUGUAUCGACCGCGAGGAGCUGCCGCUGGUGCUGGUGGACAUGUGCGAGGCCAAGUGCCCCGGGCUGUUCUACUCGGGCUGCGUGAUUGCGGAGAUCCGCGACUACCGGCAGUCGUUUCCGAUCUUCACCUGUGAUACGUACCACGUGCUGCUGAAGCCCACCAAUCAGACCCUGCUGGCCGACGUGAAUCUGCUGACGGCGGAGGGCGACUGGAGCGCCGAGGAGAAGCUGGCCCUCGAAAGUCAGCUGGUGCUUGCGACCGCGGAACCGCUCUGUCUCGACCCGAACCCGGAGGUGGGACGGAUGGCGAUCAACCACCAGCACCGGAGGCAGAUGUUCAACACGAACCCGAUCCGGCGGCAGGCGAAAAAGUUCUCCCAGGUGGCGAUCAACCGCAAGAGGAAAACGGACCAGUUCACGCACAGCUUCGGGCUGGAACUGAGCGACUUCAUGACAAAGUACCGUGCGAAGCCCCGGCAGUACGCGGCCACCAAGCGGAGCGUGGUUAGCUUCACACUGCCCAAGAAGCCGUCGGACGUGAGCUCGACGGUGCGCGUUCCCAGUUUGGAUCUGCCCGAGUUGGCGGCACCCAGCGAAGUGAACGUGGAGAAGUUUGCCCGGAAGUACGACGGUCCGAAGGAGAGCCGAGACUGCAUACCGCAGCUGAUCGAGGAGUACAUUCUGGAAACGGAUCGGGUGGUUAAUCGGGGUGACACCAGGACGUACCACAUCAAGCUGUCGAUCUUCCAGCGGCCGUCCAACUCGGAGUAUCUUGGGGAGCUGUACGUGGACCGGGACUAUCGCGAGAGCGAACGCAACGGCGAAGCUUGUCAGUUUACGCUGGGAACUCGCGCGCAUGCACACCGCUACAUCCAGCAAUUUACGGAGAUAUUCACCGAGGAGGGUCGCAAAUCGGUCAAAAUUACCCAUCUGGUGCCGGGGCAGGUGCCAAAGGUGCUACACACGGCCGGAAUGCGCGAACAAAGUGUUCAACAGCAGCAGCAGCAGCAGCAACAGCAACAACAGCAGCAACAACAAGCAAUGCAAACGAAUCAAUCUCAUAUCCAACAGCAAAUCACGCAAAUUCAGCAACAGUUCCAGUCCAACCCGACGCACGCGUUGAUCACGCGACUGCAAGCAACGAACACCGCGCUGGUCUCGCAGAUUGCUUCAGCCGGCGUCGGUAACGUGGCGACAACGACGACGGCGACGAUCAACGCGACCAAUCCGAGCGUGCUUCCAGGCAAUCAGGCGCCCGUGCAGGUUGUUCAACAGAUCGUUCAGCAGCAGCCCCAAGUGGUGGCGGCCGCUCCGACGCCACAGCAACAGCAACAACAAAUGCAGCAAAUCAUUACCGCCGGACCGUCCACAAACAUCAUCACCAUCGGAGGGGCCACCCUCCAGCCGCAGCAGCAGCAGCAACAACAUCCCCAACAGCUUGCUGUGCAACAGCAAACCAUCGUCGGUCAGCAACAGCAGCAGCAGCAAAUCUUUACCACCUGUGAUACUUCCAGCAGUUCCGGCGUCGCGCAACAACUGCAGCAGGCACAGCCGCAGGCCAACAUCACCAUCCAGCAACAGCAACCUGCCCAGCAGCAGCAGGUUCAGCAAAUUCAAGCACAAGCGCACCCUCAACAGCCCCAGCAACAAACGCUGCUGCUGGUGCAACCUACCGGACAGACCGUUGGCCCGGGCGCACCCGGAACGCAAAACAUUCAAGGCUUUACCUUUACCUCAGCUCCACAAACUGCCACGGUCAUCAAUCAGGGCGCCGUAACGGCGGGUGCCGCCACCGGGAACCGUGUCCCGUUGCUGGUUCGACUCGAGAAUAAACCCUCACAGCAGCAGCAGCAGCAACAACAGCAACAAACGCAGCAUGUCCAGUCCCAGCAGCAGAAUCAAAGCACCACCACUACCAUUCAUACGAACAAUCCGGAAAUUAACGCGAUCGCGCUCAGCAUCAUGAACUCGGCCAACCAGUUUCGUGCCAAUCAGCAGCAGCAGCAGCAGCAACAACAACAACAGCAACAACAACAACAGCAGCAGCAGCAGCAACAACAGAAUAAAUCCAACUCGAACGCUGCGAUCAUUAGCUUGCUGAACAGUGCACCGGCUGCGAUGACCAACUCCCCCGUGCUGAGCAGUAGUUUGUCGGUUCCAGUAAAAACUGAGUUGCACCAAGGCGUUCAGCAGCAACAACCUCAGCAACAUACCAUUCACCACCAUCAGGCCACCGGGACGACCACGAUAUCGAGUAGUGCCGCGGCGGCGUUGUUCAACAGCGUCGGAGCUAGGAAGAUUCAAAUCCAACAGCAGCCGGGUGGAGGCCAGAGAAUACUGAACCACACGAACCUAAUCGCAGUCAGUAGCAAUCCGGCGGGCGGUGGUAUUGGUCAAACCCAGCUCAUCAACAUCCAGCCGGCAAUCGACCAGCAACAACAGCAACAACAACAAUCCCAGCAACAUACCCAACAACAGCAGCAACACAGGGUGACCAUGUCGGCGUUGGCAUCCCAACUGGCGUCCCCUCCGGCGAUCCUAACCACGUCGAAUCUUCCGCAAAGUUUCAACGUUUCGGCGGCAGGCGGCGCCGGCGGCCAGAACUUUGUCAACGCGUCCAACAACACCACCAGCAAGCUGAUCAUCAACAGUACAAAUCAACGGAUAUUGAACAUCAACACGAAUAGCGCCAACAGCUCGUCGACGACGGCGGCCGUGAUGGCCGCGCUGGGGGGCACCAUCCGGCGGGUAAGUGGCCCAGCGGGAGGUGAUGGCUCCGGCGGUGGCAUUCAGCUGCAAAUUCAGGGCGCCGAUGGCAUCCGACGGAUCGCGACCGGCACCGGCAGUGACAUCCAGCUGCAGAUACAGGGAAUUUCGUCGCCCAGCGGGAGUGACCACUCGAACGCGUCCUCGACGACGUCGGUUUCGGUGGGCGGAGGUGGAGGCGGCGGCGGCGGUGGCAUGCAGGUCAACAACGCUGGAACUCCCGCCGGAAACAUCAUCUUCAACAACAUGUCCGGCCUAAGCGCCCUGCUGGCGACCACUUCUCCCUCUUCCCAGCAGCAGCAGCAGCAACAAGUGACGGCGGCGGACGGAACCUUGACAAAUACCGCUAACCUAGGCAGUAACAAUAGUAGUAGCAGCAACUCUAGUAAUAAUAAUUCAGCAUUAAUCGAAAGACUGACUUCAUGUAGUACUAUUAACCUAACCAAUAACCAACAACAACAAUCGCAUCCACAUCCGGCGGCGAGUCCGGCCGGGCUGCAGUUCACGAUACCGUCGCCCAAAACGCCCCAGCAAUCUCAACAGCAAACGCACCUGCAGAUUCAGUCGCCCUCGUCGUCGAUAUCGCCACUUUCUAGUCCUCCGCCGGCGACGCUUCACACGCAACAACAGCAGCAGCAGCAGCACACUCAUCAGACGCCCCACCAAACGACGGUCAAUCUGCAGGGACUGAACCUGGCCAGCCUGCACGGUGCUAUGGCGUCGAUUCCGGGGCUGCAGAAUGUUCAGGUUCAAAUCCCCGGCCUGUCGCAGCCAAUCUCGCUGUCGCUGUCGUCGGCUAGUCCGGCCAACGCCACCGCCAGUGUGCUGAACGCUGCGGCCAACAGUGCUGCUGCGGCGGCCGGUAAUAACCACCAGACGACGAGUUUGCUGGUGUCGGUGCCGGUGUCGAGUUCGGCCGGCAACGUCAUCGGGACGACUCAGCUUGGGAACUCGGUGACCGUGUCGACGGCUAGUCUGAUUGGGGCGAACGCCGGUCAGCAGCAGCAGCAGCACCAUCACCAGCAGCAGCAGAAUACGCAGACGGUGGUGCUCACGAACCCGCAGACCAGCGUCGGCGGGUCCAGUCUUCUUUCGUUGCCAAUUGCUCAACUUGUUACCUCGGGGAUGAAGGGACUGAGUCAGCAGAGCUUGCGGGCCGGCACGCCCCUCACGGUCAAUACCGGCCAGCCGGGCCAGCAGAUCCAGUUGCUCAACAUUAGUCAGCGGCCACGCGUCGGCGGACAGCUUCCAGUGGUGACGUCCGUCACCACGCCCAUCACCGCCAAGCAGAUUGCGGCCCGCGUGGCCCAGCAGCGGAGCAUGGCCGGCUCGACGCUGAAGAUUGCCACACCCAUCACCGCCACACAUCACGCGCAGCAGUUGGGACAAACGCUGAACGUGACCACCAGCGGCGGUGCCACAAACCAGCUGGUGAUGACGGCAAAGCAGCUCCAACAGCGUCUUCAACAGCAACAUCAACACCACCAGCAGCAACAGCAACUGAUCGCAGCCGCCAACCAACAGCAACAACAAUCCGCCACCACGCAAAUUCACAUCCAACAGCAGCAGCAAACCAUUCAGCCGGUCCAGCAUCAGCAACAACAGCAGCAACAACAGCAAAUCAGCAUCAUCAACAACAGCGUCGUGUCGCCGCUUCCCUUGCCAACGAUAACACCUCCGCCGGCGCCAACUCAAGCCCAAGCCCAGGUGGUCACCGCCGCCCAGCAGCACCAGAACGUGAUGAACGCGCUGGCCAGCAAGCACCGGCGGAGAUCGGCAGCGGACAUGAACAAGUAAAUCCUAACAAACUACUUCUUCUACCUUCUACCUUCUUUUCCUGCAAACGUUCUUGGCUAAAUUAGCCGCCGUCGCUGCGCGAGCGUGUGCACGUUCACUCACUAGAAAAGAAAAAAAAAAGCGGGAGAAGCUCGCUCUAGCAAUUCAGCAACAACAAACAAACACACACACAAUGCUCUUUUAGUCACACCCUAGGAUGUAAGAACAAAUUAUGCAAGCAACAAAAAAAAAAUAUCUUUCCAAUUAUUGGGAUGGGAAGAGAUUACCCAACUACCUACCUACUACAACUACUACUACUAUUAGGCGAUGUUUAUUUAAUUUGGAAAAUAAACAGAGUUUUUGUUUUUUUUAAUUUAAAAGAAAAAAAAAUCUG
Culex quinquefasciatus (southern house mosquito) is the source of this 6991-nucleotide messenger RNA. It is a transcript of the gene Spt20, whose product is annotated as chromatin modification-related protein eaf-1. Lineage: Eukaryota; Metazoa; Arthropoda; Insecta; Diptera; Culicidae. Gene Ontology annotation, molecular function: transcription coregulator activity. The coding region runs from base 1042 to 6618 and encodes 1858 amino acids. Gene Ontology annotation, cellular component: SAGA complex. The transcript has 9 exons. Gene Ontology annotation, biological process: regulation of transcription by RNA polymerase II. The record is from RefSeq and is a predicted model, not a curated record.